CAGAUAUUGGACAUUGACGAAAUUGGCAGCGCUUGUUAUGGAUCCGUCGCUGAAUUAUCCCCAAAUCUACAAAGCUCUUAGUAUUGAAGUUAAGAAGAAAUUAAACGAGAUAAAUAGGUGUGACCAACAGGCUAAUGACUUCGCUUGUGUAGCGAAAAGUUUGGCUGUCCAAGAAUGUCAUGAAUUAGCGGCAGUUUUUUUACUCGGCAAAGCAAGAUGUGAAUUUGCUGCUAAAAAUGUAACUUCUGAAGCGUCAACAUUAUUUACAGCUGGAAAAUAUUUUAUACAAGCUGAUGAUAAAUUAAUUUCAACUAAUUCUAUUAAUUAUGAGGAUAAUUUAAAUUGCGCGAUUCUUUGUUUGUUAAGAACAGCAAGAAUCUAUGAAUUGAAUGAACUUUUCACAUUAGCAACAAAUGUCUACAUUUAUCUGGUGGAUACGUUAAUGAGGCGAUCUAAAUUUCAUCAAGCUAUACCAUAUUUAAAACGUUCUAUAGAAAUUGUAUCAAAAGAUGUUCUAUUAAGUUUAGAAUUAUAUAAACGUUUAAGUUAUUGUCAAUUAUAUAUACAUGAUUGGCCUGGUGCAUUAACUACUUUUAUAUUAAUACAAAAUUUAGCCAAAGAAGAAUUUACAUUGAAUUCAUUUGAUCUUUAUAUACAAUAUUGGAGUAUAUCUGAAAUAUUUCGUGUAUUACUUAUUCUUCUAUGUAUGCCUUCAUAUAGAUUACAUAAUCCUGAUUUAACUGAUUAUUCUUUAAAACAAUAUGAUAUCAAAGUGAAUGAUGAAAAAACAGAAGAUUUAUUAAAAUCAUCUACAUUAAAUUCGAUUUACUUGGAUCAUAAUUUAUUUAUCUUGUUACAGUCAUUUGUGUUGGCGCAUCGAUCAAAAGAUAUUAUAGAAUUAGAAUCACUUUCUGUCAUGCUUCAAUCAUAUGUAAAUUUAGAACAACGUGAAUUAAUCAGUUUAAUUCUUCGAGAAGUAAUAGUGGAUACAUCAUGAAAGAAAAAAACAAAAUCAAUAAAUGUUUUCUUUACCGCUAAACAUAUUCAAAUGAAGCAAACCGUCUCUGUAAUCUUUCAACAACAAAAAAAACUCGAUGAUUGUCAAGUUUUACAGCUUGUUACCUUGUUCUUCUAAUGUAUGUAUAUGAUGUUUUUCUGCUUUACUCCAAUGAAGUUGAAUUAUCUCAGUAAACUAUUUUUCAUAAUAUACGUUUUUCAGCAGAAUUUAGAUUUUUCUUUCCAUCACCGGUGUAGUGUACAGAACGCUAGUUGGGGACAAUCGAAUGUA
Messenger RNA from Schistosoma rodhaini, 1288 nucleotides. The record is from the annotation of a GenBank genome assembly. Lineage: Eukaryota; Metazoa; Platyhelminthes; Trematoda; Strigeidida; Schistosomatidae.